GCAACAGCUACUCAGGGUUCCUUCCUACUUUGCUCACUCCACAUUAGAAGCUUAGUUCACCAGGAACUUCAACACACAUGUGAGAACUGCUCCAGGCCAGGUUCUGCUGUCCAUGCCGGGACUAUAGAAAUCAAGGUCAAGAUAACUGCUCCAAGAAACUCACAGCCUAGUAGGAAAUCAGGUCUGUAUCCACCCACCUACAGAACAGUGCGUGGACUCCCGUGUUAGUGGUUGGAGUGCACAGAGGGGAGUGAAGUGGUCUGGAAGUGGGGGUGGAGAGGAGAAGGCCUUGGGCUGGCCCUGGAAGGACAGAGUUUUCUGGAGCGGAGGGGUGGGGAUUCUGGCUUUACUCCAAAGCAUUUACCAGGCACAAGAGAUGAGCUACUGAAGAUGUGCUUUGCUCAACCAUUCCAAGUUUCUGCCUUCUUUUCCAACGCUGCAGAUGUGAGACACAUUCAUCCCAGCGGGUUCACCAGUCUCAAAUCACCUUGGUUUUCUAAUGCAGUGCUUUUCAGAGAAGGGUGGAGAUGCAGCAGCUUGAGCCAUCUAGGCAAUGAGUAGAAACGCAGCUUCUUGGUCCCUGACCCACAUCUCCCGGAUCUGAAACUCCAGGAAUUUCACUUGAUACAAAUCCCACGAAACUUCUGGACAUUCACGGAGGCUGAGAGGGAUGCAGGCUGCUUUCACACAGCCACGGGGCGGGUGGGUCGCAGGGCCUGCUCCAGGGGGGUGGGCGCCAGUCCCAGGACCCCGACCUCAGCAGCCGCUCGCGGGUAACACGGCCUCCUCAGUCACAGCGGCUGCUGGCCCCGGGCAGCGGCCACUCCCACGCCGGAGGCCUGCUCGGUCAGGUGACAGCGCCCGAGCCUGCUCAGCAGCAGACGCGGAACCAGGGUGCUCGGUGGCACCGGUCCGCCGGCUGCACGCAGGGACAUGGGGUCCGCCGAGCGCCCGCGCCGCUCGCUCCCGCCGCUGCUGCUCCUGCUGCUGCUGUCGCCGCCCUCGCCGUGCCCCGCGCGCCGCGCCGCGCGCUUCGACCCGACCUGGGAGUCCCUGGACGCCCGCCCGCUGCCCGCGUGGUUCGACCAGGCCAAGUUCGGCAUCUUCAUCCACUGGGGCGUGUUCUCCGUGCCCAGCUUCGGGAGCGAGUGGUUCUGGUGGUAUUGGCAAAAGGAAAAGAGGCCAAUGUUUGUGAACUUUAUGAAAGAUAAUUACCCCCCUGAUUUUAAAUAUGAAGAUUUUGGACCACUAUUUACAGCCAAAUUUUUUAAUGCCAACCAGUGGGCAGAUCUCUUUCAGGCCUCCGGUGCCAAAUAUGUUGUUUUAACUUCCAAACAUCAUGAAGGCUUCACCUUGUGGGGUUCAGAGUAUUCGUGGAACUGGAAUGCUGUAGAUGAGGGGCCGAAGAGGGACAUUGUCAGGGAACUUGAAGUGGCCAUUAGGAACAGAACUGACUUGCGUUUUGGACUAUACUAUUCUCUUUUUGAAUGGUUUCAUCCGCUCUUCUUAGAAGAUCAAUCUAGUUCAUUUCAUAAGCAACAAUUUCCAGUUUCUAAGAUGUUGCCUGAGAUCUUUGAGUUAGUGAGCAAGUAUCGGCCUGAGGUCCUAUGGUCAGAUGGAGAUGGAGGGGCGCCAGAUUCCUACUGGAACAGCACUGGCUUCUUAGCCUGGCUGUAUAAUGACAGCCCAGUUCGGGACACAGUGGUCACCAAUGAUCGUUGGGGAGCUGGUAGCAUCUGUAAGCAUGGUGGCUACUAUACCUGCAGUGAUCGUUACAACCCAGGACAUCUUUUGCCACAUAAAUGGGAAAACUGUAUGACAAUAGACAAAUUUUCCUGGGGCUAUAGGAGGAAUGCUAGAAUCAGUGACUAUCUUACAAUUGAAGAAUUGGUGAAGCAACUUGUAGAAACAGUUUCAUGUGGAGGAAAUCUCUUGAUGAAUAUUGGGCCUACACUAGAUGGCACCAUCUCCGCAAUUUUUGAGGAGCGAUUAAGGCAAAUGGGGGCCUGGCUGAAGGUCAAUGGGGAAGCCAUCUACGACAGCCACACCUGGCGAUCCCAGAAUGACACCAUCACCCCAAAUGUGUGGUACACAUCUAAGCCUAAACAAAACUUGGUCUAUGCUAUUUUUCUUGAGUGGCCUACCUCAGGAUUGCUGAUUCUUGGCCAACCCAAUGCUACUCUGGGGGCAACAAAGAUAAAACUACUGGGACAUGGACAACCACUUAACUGGAUUUCUUCGGAGCAAAAGGGCAUUACAGUAGAAUUGCCACAGCUGACAGUUCAUCAGAUGCCCUGUAAAUGGGGCUGGACCCUGGCACUGACGAAUGUGAUCUAAUGUGCAGCAGAGAGGCCUGUGCUGCAGUUACCUCUAAGACUAGGAAACAUAAGCUUUCUAUAAUUUUAUCUGAUGGAGAUAGCAAAUGUAAAAUUGGUAGAGAAAAAUCAAGUAAUUGCUUUGGCAAUUUAGCCCCUUUUCCUUCUGUCUCCCUAAAUUCCUUCCUAAACUACUCAUACAACCAUUUUAACUUUUCAGUGUAUUUUGUCAUUAAAGUCUCUUCACACUGAAUGUGUUUCCAA
Oryctolagus cuniculus (rabbit) is the source of this 2579-nucleotide messenger RNA. It is a transcript of the gene FUCA2, whose product is annotated as alpha-L-fucosidase 2. Gene Ontology annotation, molecular function: alpha-L-fucosidase activity. NCBI's taxonomy places the organism in Eukaryota, Metazoa, Chordata, Mammalia, Lagomorpha, Leporidae. The record is from RefSeq and is a predicted model, not a curated record. Gene Ontology annotation, biological process: fucose metabolic process; glycoside catabolic process. Gene Ontology annotation, cellular component: lysosome.